GAUGGACAUAUUUUCAAGCCUGAUGGUCAAUUUCCGGCGUUAAUCGGGACCGUCUCUCCUGAAAUAUCAACCAGUUCGUGGGCAAGUCAUAAAUUCGGACCUAUUCAUUCUGAACUAAUAGAUUACUUCGGCCAAGAUGAACACUUGAACUACAUGGUGCCCGAGACGGCCCCUCAUCUAGUAGACACUUUUCAAGCUGCGCAUGAAGAUGAUUCGACUCGGACAUGGUCAAGCCCAGAAUCUGAGAAGAUGAUUGGAUUUUUAUUUAAGAUGUUAGAAAAAGAACGCAUAGGCUACGUGGCCCAAUACUUCAACGCAGGACCGAUGUCAACUAAACCUCCGAAUACCCCAGAAAAUGUUUAUCUUCAACAAUUCUACGCGAAAUUUUACACUAGUUGUGAUAAAACCAAUAGGUGCAUAAGUCAAGGGUCCGCAUAUCAUCCAAAACUGUCGAUCACGAUGGACGUGACCGCUCGGAGAAAAGGUUACGGACUGAUUCGAAUUUCAAAGGAGGAUAAAAACGUGGUACCACUUCCGGAGAUUUAUAGGCGAUUCAACAAAUUAGUAAAAGCUUUGUAUUACUUUCAUUCCCGGAUCCUCGCACACUUAAAAGUUGGUGAACAUAAAUCUAAGAAGAGAAAAGGAGAACUCUUUCUAUGGUUGAUAGAAAUCAUUAUCGGCCCAAAGAAAGGUCAUUUUCCUCUGGUCGGAUUCACCAAAAUCAACGAAAAUCUUGCGCCAUGGGAGGACGUCACCCACGAAGCUUUUGGUUCGCUGAAGCAGAUCCACGUACAAUUGAUUAAGUAUUUCUCUCAAUGGGAAACAGAAGAUGCGUUGAAACGAACGGCAGCAGUUGUUACAACCGCUUGGUUUCAGGACCAUUAUCCUGCUGAUAUGGCACGUUUGAUUGCCUGAUGAUGAUUUAAUACGAUUAUAUUAAUAAAUUUGAUUGAGUGAUCUUCAUCUUAUUUCAUAAUUCAUCUCCCUCAUCAACAUCAAUAUCACAUUUUUCCCUGCUUGUGACCAGGGUAUGAGUUGGGCCCUCUGGUAUCACAACAGCCACAUGCUCAGCAUGAG
Molecule: messenger RNA, 1077 nt
Organism: Puccinia graminis f. sp. tritici CRL 75-36-700-3
Lineage: Eukaryota; Fungi; Basidiomycota; Pucciniomycetes; Pucciniales; Pucciniaceae
Exons: 2
Coding region: 154-915 (253 amino acids)
Source: RefSeq, a predicted model, not a curated record